AUGGCCCAGAUCAAUUGCACCCAGGUAAAGGAGUUUAUUCUCAUGGGCCUCACAGAUCGUCAGGAUUUAAAGAUGCCUCUCUUUAUGGUUUUCUUAUCCAUCUACCUCUUCACAGUAGUAGGCAACCUGGGUUUGAUCUUAGUCAUUAAGACAGAUGCAAGACUCAACACACCAAUGUACUUCUUCCUUAGCAACCUGGCUUUUGUUGAUUUCUGUUAUACUUCUGUCAUUACACCUAAAAUGCUUGGGAAUUUCUUAUACAAACAAAAUGUUAUUUCCUUCAAUGCCUGUGCUGCUCAGUUAGGCUGUUUCCUAGCUUUCAUGACAGCCGAAUGUUUGCUUCUGGCUUCCAUGGCUUAUGACCGAUAUGUGGCCAUUUGUAACCCCCUCCUCUACAUGGUUGUAAUGUCCCCAAGAAUCUGCACUCGGCUUGUGUCUGUCCCUUACAGCUAUAGCUUCCUGGUGGCACUGUUUCAUACCAUCCUCACCUUUCGCCUCUCCUAUUGCCACUCUAAUGUCAUCAACCAUUUCUAUUGUGAUGACAUGCCUCUCCUCAAGCUAACUUGCUCGGACACUCACUCCAAACAGCUAUGGAUCUUUGCCUGUGCUGGCAUCAUGUUCAUAUCUUCCCUUCUGGUUGUCUUUGUCUCCUACGUAUACAUCAUUUCUACAAUCCUGAGGAUGCGCUCAGCUGAGGGAAGACGCAAGGCUUUCUCCACGUGCAGCUCUCACAUGCUGGCAGUUACCGUAUUCUAUGGGACCCUGAUCUUUAUGUACUUACAGCCAAGCUCCAACCAUUCCCUUGACACAGACAAGAUGGCCUCUGUCUUCUACACAGUGAUUAUCCCCAUGUUGAAUCCCCUGAUCUACAGUCUUAGGAACAAGGAGGUGAAAGACGCCCUGAAGAAAGUCAUAGACAACAGAAACCAGACUUUUCUGUUCAUGAAAUUAAGAAAGUGA
Pipistrellus kuhlii (Kuhl's pipistrelle) is the source of this 960-nucleotide messenger RNA. Its product is annotated as olfactory receptor 1044. The coding region runs from base 1 to 960 and encodes 319 amino acids. Gene Ontology annotation, biological process: G protein-coupled receptor signaling pathway; sensory perception of smell. Gene Ontology annotation, cellular component: membrane. The transcript has a single exon. Lineage: Eukaryota; Metazoa; Chordata; Mammalia; Chiroptera; Vespertilionidae. Gene Ontology annotation, molecular function: G protein-coupled receptor activity; olfactory receptor activity; odorant binding. The record is from RefSeq and is a predicted model, not a curated record.